AUGAACUACGGCCUCAAUUGUUCAUUAGCUCUGUGCAAUAAACUAGACUUUUUACCAUUUGUCUGCCAAACAUGUCAGUGUGCUUAUUGUCCUGCCCAUAGGUUUCCUGACACCCACGGAUGCAUAUCUACUGGCCAGACUAGUUCGUAUUUGGUAUGUCCAAAGUGUUCGCAACGUAUCCACCAAGACAAGUAUAGCACAGAUACUGAAACAACAGACAUUGAUAGCCAGCAGAUCUUGAAUCGACACAUUGAGGCAUCAUGUCCAAAGGAAUUGGACAAUGUGCUUACAUCUGCAAAAAUAUCUUGCAGUUUUGAUGGCUGUUCCACUGCUGAGCUAUGGGGUGUAGUCUGUCCAUCUUGCACCAAUAAGUUCUGUUUAGCUCACCGUCACAAAUCAUCUCACAACUGCCCAUCGAUUGCUCAGUCUGCUGCCAACAAACUUGAGGAGCAAGCACGUAUCAAGGCAUUUGUCUCUCAAACCUUGUCCAAAAUGCCUGCAUCUAACUGCACCACUCCCAACACACUGAAUCAACCCAAAGCGAAUUCUAAAAAACUCAAUCCAGCUGUUUCGCUCAUCAAACUCAAGAUGCAUGCUACAGGCGAUACAAAAAUUCUUCCUGAAAACCGUGUAUACCUCUUAUGCUACUCUACGGAGCUCCGUACUUCAAUGGGAGUGUUUUAUCACUCAAAUACAGUGAUUGGACGGCUUCUUGAUUUGGUUGCCUCCAAGGCUAAUGUGAAAAAUACCAAUAAUAUUGCCAGUAGUGGUCCACCUUUGGGUUUGUUUCAUGGUAAAACUGGCAAUCGGCUACCCAAUGACAAAUCGCUUCAAGAUCUGUUAAAAUCAAAAGUACUGAGUCAGGGCCAAUGCAUUGUUCUCGAUAGAUCUCAUGAAGCGUGUAUCGACGUAUCAAACAUUCCCGAAACAUGACUCUAAUCUUAUUUACCCUCAAUUGAACAAUAAAUGCUCGAGUUGGUUAGAA
This is a messenger RNA of Batrachochytrium dendrobatidis JAM81, 985 nucleotides long. RefSeq lists its product as uncharacterized. The record is from RefSeq and is a predicted model, not a curated record. Lineage: Eukaryota; Fungi; Chytridiomycota; Chytridiomycetes; Rhizophydiales. The transcript is spliced from 3 exons. The coding region runs from base 1 to 933 and encodes 310 amino acids. Gene Ontology annotation, molecular function: zinc ion binding. Gene Ontology annotation, cellular component: cytoplasm.